This is a messenger RNA of Salpingoeca rosetta, 1910 nucleotides long. RefSeq lists its product as uncharacterized. The record is from RefSeq and is a predicted model, not a curated record. NCBI's taxonomy places the organism in Eukaryota, Choanoflagellata, Craspedida, Salpingoecidae. Gene Ontology annotation, biological process: rRNA processing. The transcript is spliced from 9 exons. Gene Ontology annotation, cellular component: small-subunit processome; nucleus; Mpp10 complex. Bases 110 to 1675 code for a protein of 521 amino acids.
CCACGUGCCAAGACAACGUGUGCACACAAUACAGCGCCACAGCAGCACGACUUUGUUCCUCACUCAUCGCACAUCUCACAUUGCACAUCGCAAGCAGCACAAAGGGAGGAUGAAGCCGCUGUUGUCUGGUGUGGAUGAGGUGGCGGCCAAUGUGGCCAAUGCCCUGGUUGUAGACGAGCGAUUGGCAGCGGAUACGCUGCGGUCGCUGACAUCUGCGUUUUCUCUCACAGCCAAGCAGCUGCACGUCGACAACAGACAGGCAUCCAUCCAACACAAACUCAUGACACAUGGCUUCGAUGAGGAGCAAAUUUGGGCGCAAAUCGAGCUGAUGAACGAGCCCAUCUUCGACAUGCUGUCAUCACAGUUGGAGGCGACACAGCUUGAGAGCGCGCGCACCGAUGUGGCCACACUCUAUGAACAGGAGGAUCGCGAUGAGGACGAGGCCGCAUAUGAGGAUGCAGAAGGGUUUGACGACGAAGGCGCCGCCCUUGAAGAUGAGGAGGAAGAUGAGGGUGACGAAGAGGACGUGGAUAAGGCGGGAACCGGCGAGGAUGAGCACGAGAGCGACACAGAUGCAAAGGCGCUCGGUCUUGACGAUGAUGAUGACGACGAGUUUGAGGGCAUGACCGACGAUGACGACGACAUGUCUGGGGACGAGGAGUUGACGAUCGAGGACCUUAAGAAGAUGACCAGCUUCCAGCGGCACCAGCACGAGAUCAAGAAGCAGAUUCAGGAGCUCGAGCAGGAAAAUGUCGCAGAGAAAACGUGGCAGAUGAGCGGAGAGGCGGAUGCGCGCGUGCGGCCGGAGAACAGCCUGCUUGAGGAGUUUCUCGAGUAUGACCACGUGACAGCACCGCCGCCGCCAAUGACAGAGGAGCAGACGGAGAAGCUUGAGGACGUGAUCAAGCAGCGCAUUGUCGACAACAUCUUCGACGACGUCGAGCGCCGCUUCGAGGAGGAUCUGGAGAAUGAGCAGAAGCAGCUGCCGGAUGUACUCAAGGAGAAGUCAAAGCUCAGCCUCGCCGAAGUCUACGAACAGGACUUCCUCGAGGCGACGCAGGGCGCUGUGACGAGCGCUGCUGAGCGGCGUGUGCAGCGGCAGCACAAGGCGGUGAAGCAACUCAUGAUGUCGAUUGAGGACGAGCUCAAUGCGCUCACCAACGCACACUAUCUCCCGAUGCGGCCCAAGGAAGAUCUCUCCAUCUCCACAUCCGCUCCCGUUGUCACCAUGGAGGACGUGACGCCGACUGCUGUUGGCGCGAACGAGCAGAAGGCGCCCGAGGAAGUUGCGAAGAAGGAGCUUGUUGCGAUUGGCGAGGAGGAGGCGACCGACACGGACCGCAAGCGCGAGCGCAGGAAGAAGAAGAAGAAGCAGCACGACGACCGCAUUCGCCGCGAAAAGUUUGAGGACAAGCUCGACCGCGGACAGGCGACGGAAAGUGCGGCAAGCGCGAAACAGCGCGCUCUGACAAAGCUCAAGGACAAGGCCAAGCAGAACGAGGCGAACAUUACCAUCCUGGACGGGUCUGUGAGCGUGGACGAGCAGCUUGCAAAGAACAAGAUCUUCCAGAGCCUCAAGCGACAGGUGGAGAAGGAGGCCGAUGCCAUCACCGGCGCAAGAAAGAAGAAGGCAAAGCGGUCCUCAAAGUCUGGCGCGGCCAGCUACAAGCUCUAGUGGUGCCUGCCUUUUCCCUUAUUGGUUGUUGUCAGUCAGUGUUGUUUGGUUGUGACAUGGUUGUUCCUCGGUGUUGCUGUUUGGUGUUGUUCUGUUCGCUAGCAGUGGUGUCUGUCACGCAUGACGUCUAGUUCUUUUGUACAUUGCACCUUAUAUUCGCGCGCAUGGCAGCACACUGUGCGUGCCCUCGACCCCUGCCUCUCCUGCCCCCCUCAAUGAACGAACUAAGCCAAGA